Molecule: messenger RNA, 3308 nt
Organism: Phycodurus eques (leafy seadragon)
Lineage: Eukaryota; Metazoa; Chordata; Actinopteri; Syngnathiformes; Syngnathidae
Gene: pex5
Product: peroxisomal biogenesis factor 5
Exons: 17
Coding region: 298-2331 (677 amino acids)
Biological process (GO): protein import into peroxisome matrix, docking
Cellular component (GO): cytosol; peroxisomal membrane
Molecular function (GO): protein binding
Source: RefSeq, a predicted model, not a curated record
ACAAGAGCUUGUUCUUUGGGCUAAGCGUGCACUCACUGUGCAGUCAGUGUGUCAUGGAGGAGGAAGGUAAAUAAAAGAGCUGCGCUUACAACAACACACGACGGACGAUUUAGUGACUGUUCCUGUGAGAGAUGGCAGUCUAACGACGUCAGCUUUGGCCCAGACGCGGUUGUAAAAGCACAACAGAGUGAGCGGACGUAUCGGAGAAGGAGGGACAGCGGGGGUGAAGCUCCAGGCAGCAGCUUCUGUCGGUGUUCUCAGGUGGCCCAUUUGGGAUUGCUUCAUCCUUGUGUUGCAAUGGCGAUGCGGGAGCUGGUGGAGGCAGAAUGUGGCGGAGCCAAUCCACUCAUGAAGUUGACUGGUCACAUGACCAAGGAAGGUGGGGCAUGGCGGCACCGCUCCACACCUACGAUUCCCCCAACUCCCAUUGAAAUAGCAACUGAAGAAGAGCUGGUGAAUGAGUUCCUCCAGGCACCCCCACGUCCACAGCACACAUUCGACAUGGGUCAGUUGCUGGAAGAGAUGCAGCAGAUUGACCAGCAGAGCUACAGACAGGCUCCACAGAGAGCUCCAGAUGUGGCAGCAUUGGCUCUCUCGGGUGACUGGGCGGCAGAGUUCAUCUCGGGUUCGGAUUCGGCGUCAACGGCGGGCCUCGUCGCACUCAGUGACGCAGUGGACGCCGACUGGACCAAAGAAUUCAUCGCUCAGGCCGCAGAUCCUGGACGCUGGGCAGAGGAAUAUCUGGAACAGUCAGAGGAGAAGCUGUGGCUGGGAGACUUUGGAGACAAGGAGAACGAGUGGACAAAGGAAUAUCAACCAGGAGAAGAGUUGAGGCAGACAGCCAAUGAGCUUGUCUCGAACGUUGAUGACCCAAAAUUACAAAACACAGAGUUCCUGCGAUUCAUUAGGCAAAUUGGCGAGGGCAGUGUGACAGUGGAAAGCAGGACAGACAAACGGCUCACAGAUAAAGCUCAGGCCGAGGAGGCUCACAACUGGGCUUCCAACCUCAACCAGUUCCUGACAGAAACAGGGGGAGGGAGUCUUCCCUUGGAAUCCACAGAGAGGAAUGAGAAGAUUGACAAAGCUAAAGCUAAGCAGGCACAGCAGUGGGCCAAGGUCGUCAGGCAGGUGUCGCAGGAGUCUGCCGAAGCCUGGGUGGAUGAGUUCACUGCUGCAGGACCGGAUUUCCACCAAGCCAAAACUGCGGUGGAGAGUGAUGUGGAUUUCUGGGAGAAGCUGCAGCAGGAGUGGGAGGAGAUGGCCAAACGGGAUGCAGAGAGUCAUCCCUGGUUGUCGGACUUUGAUCAGCUGCUCAGCUCGUCCUACGACAAGGGAUAUCAGUUUGAAGAGGACAAUCCCUACUUGUCCCACCAGGACCCUCUAACUGAGGGCGUGAAGAGAAUGGAGGCUGGAGAUAUCCCUGGGGCUGUGCGCUUCUUUGAAAGUGCAGUACAGAAAGAACCAGACAACCAGCUGGCUUGGCAGUAUCUGGGGACGUGUCAAGCAGAAAAUGAACAAGAAUUUGCUGCCAUCAGCGCUCUCCGCAGAUGUGUGGAGCUAAAGAACGACAACCUGACCGCUCUGAUGGCGCUGGCCGUCAGCUUCACCAACGAGUCGCUGCACCGGCAGGCCUGCGAGACUCUACGUGACUGGCUCAAGCAUAACCCCAAAUACAGCGCUGUGUGGGAGCAGCACGACCGGGAACACCAACAGGUCGCUUCUGGAGAAAGGGAACGUUUUGGCUCUCUGCUGCCUGAGUCCUUGUUUUCAGACGUACAGACUUUGUUCCUGCGUGCGGCUAACACGGACCCUGCACAGGUGGACCCUCAGCUGCAGUGCGGUCUGGGAGUCCUCUUCAACCUCAGUGGCGAGUACGAUAAAGCAGUGGACUGUUUCACCGCGGCGCUCUCUGCCACACCACAGGACUACUUACUCUGGAACAAGCUGGGUGCCACGCUGGCCAACGGUAGCCGCUCGGAAGAGGCCGUGGCUGCCUACAGGAGAGCCCUGGAAUUGCAGCCAGGUUUCAUCCGCAGUCGCUACAACCUGGGAAUCAGUUGUGUUAACUUAGGAGCACACAGGGAGGCGGUGGAGCACUUUCUGGAAGCGCUGUCCCUUCAGCGCCAGGCAGCCGCCGGCGUGGAGGCCAGAGCCACGCGGGUACCCGGCGGCACCGCGGCCACCGUCAUGUCUGACAACAUCUGGUCCACGCUGCGAAUGGCUCUCAGCAUGAUGGGUGAGAGCUCGCUGUACUCAGCCGCCGACCGCCGCGACCUGGACACGUUACUGGCCCACUUCUGCCAGAGGGAGGUGGAGGGCGGACCCGAAUGAAGGUCUGUCACGGGGGGUCUUAUUGAGUGUGAAUGUUCCCUGUAUGGAGGUAUAUGUUUGGCACUGAAAGGGACAACAAGAGGGAACUGAGGAGGAAGACACUGUGAAUCAUCCUCCAUUCAUCAAUCGAUGCCCUUCCGAGCCAAAUGCAGUAUUCAUAUCAGCCAACCGGAGUACAUUUGUUUUAUUUUGUGUAUUUGGCAGUCCUUGUGUUUCUUCUUCCAAUGAUUUGACAGUUUCCUAGUGACACUACCCCCGUUUUAUUCUCCUCAAAUACUAGGAGAGCUCUCAACUCCAGCAUGGUUAUGAUGUACAGUAGAUUGAUGGUACAAACAAAGUGAGUGCAAGUUUUUAAGUUGCUCCACUUUUUGUCACAAGUACUUGCAAAAUGGAAUGGUUAUAGCAAUUAUUCAUUUUACUGUAUAAACAUUAUUUAAUUUUUUUGUAAUCAGUUAUCAGCCUGACCAUUGAACAGAACUAGUGAGACCUUUACGAGUGCUUGUGUGACAGAGAGGGCGUGUCUGUGUGUGUGAGUUGGUGAGAGAGAGAGAUUGUAAGAGUUUGUUUGAGUGAGAUGAGUGUGAGAGUUGGUUAAUGUGAGUUUGGAUGUGUGAGUGUCAGUUUUCACGUGAGGGAGAUUGUGUCAGAGGGUUUUUGUGUGUGAGAGUUUGUGUGUGUUUGUGAGAGAUCGUGAGAGUUAGUGUUUGUGUGUGUGUGAGAGUUUUUGUGCAUUUGAGUGAGUUUGUGUGUGUGUACAGGCAAAUUGAAUGUUAAGAUCAUAUUUGUUAAAUAUGAUAGGUUCUGUUUGUGCUCCUCCCUCUCUUUUUCACAUCUCAUCAAACAAUUUUCUCCAUUGUAAAUUGAACUGUCCCCAUAACGUGUAUUGUAACCUAAUUGUUGCACUAUAAUUGUUUUCAGGCAACUGAUGGCCUGGCUGCAAUGUUUCAUAUAAUAAUCAGCAAUAAAGCUUGAAUUUC